This is a messenger RNA of Diaporthe citri, 2724 nucleotides long. RefSeq lists its product as uncharacterized. The record is from RefSeq and is a predicted model, not a curated record. The transcript is spliced from 2 exons. Gene Ontology annotation, molecular function: carboxypeptidase activity. NCBI's taxonomy places the organism in Eukaryota, Fungi, Ascomycota, Sordariomycetes, Diaporthales, Diaporthaceae. The coding region runs from base 1 to 2724 and encodes 907 amino acids.
AUGGCCCCCAAUAAAAAUGAUCAUCGCUACGAUGCCCUCCCUCCUAUCCCGACCUACGAUGAAGCCACCGGCGGCAACAGCCGAUCCGCCCUCGACGAGAACGACUACGACCGCACUGAUGCUUCGCGGUACGACGCACAUGAUGAUAGCGACUACGACUCCGAUGGUCUUCCCAACACCCGCGGCAGGUCGAGCGCCACUAACGGCUCAGCGCGUUCGCAACGAAGACCGGGUGGCUACCGACCACCAACAGUCGAGACUGAUGAUGAGGACUCAGGGUCAGAGGCUGGGGUCGAGGAUGAUCUAGUGCGCAGGGAGAUGCAAGAGUUGGAAAUAGACGAUGGCGCAAGCACCCGCUCAUCAUUAUGGUCAAAACGGAUACCCUUCUCUUUAUCCCUCCCCCAAUGGAAGUGGUCUUGGCGCUGGCGAUUACCAAAAUUACCAUCCAUACGGCUGGGCGAAAGGGCAAGCGAUGGUAGCAGUACAGACAAUGAAACACCGAGGCGGCGGUGCUUUCCAGCCAUGGACUCAACUGCGACAUUUCUCCUGGUCGGACGUGUACUGGCCAUCCUAGUCGUCAUGGGCUUCCUCUGGCUCUUGUUCAUGAGCGAUCUCUUCUCCAAUAUGACCCGGCGCCUGGGCGGCGGCCAGAUGUUCGAUCCCGAAAGCGUCCGCAUACAUGUCCAGAGCAGUGUCGACCGAACGCAAAUACGGGAGAACCUGAAGCACUUCACCUCGUACGCACAUGUUGCCGGGUCUGAAGGCGACUUCGCGCUGGCAAUGGACACCAAGAACAUGUUCGUCCAGUACGGGCUGGAGGAUGUGACGGUCGACGAGUACUACGUAUACCUAAACUACCCGACAGCGGACGGAAGAGCAGUAGAAAUUCUCGACGCCGACAACAAACCUGUAUGGGCCGCAAAGCUGGAAGAAGGGGACACGGGUGGCGAAACUGCUGGCCACCAGACAUACACCUUCCACGGACAUUCGAAAUCGGGAACCGUCCAGGGACCACUAAUCUACGCAAACUACGGCUCGAGGGAGGACUUCAAGAAGCUGUCCGACAGCGGGAUCCAGACAAAGGGAGCGAUUGCAUUGGUAAAAUACUACGGGACACAAGGUGAUCGUGCGCUCAAAAUCAAGGCCGCGGAGCUGGCUGGCUUCGCCGGAUGCAUCAUCUACAGCGACCCCCGAGAUGACGGCUUCCUGCGGGGCGACGUCGCCCCUGACGGACGCUUCAUGCCUGCGGACGGCGUGCAGCGCGGCGGCGUCAGCCUGAUGAGCUGGGUUGUUGGUGAUGUCUUGACCCCUGGUUGGGAGAGCAAGCAGGGCCUGCCGCGAUUGAAGCCUGAGGAAUCUUCGGGAUUGGUGAACAUCCCGAGCUUGCCUCUGGCGUGGCGCGAUGCUCAGGUGCUGCUGCAACAUAUCAAAGGGUUCGGUCAGCCGGCCCCAGAUGAGUGGAAGGGCGGAGUCCCAGAUAUCGGCGAAUGGUGGACAGGCAACCUGUCCGGACCGGUUGUGCGCCUGAAGAACGAGCAAGAUGAGCGCAUCGACCAACCAAUCUGGAAUGUCUACGGCCGCAUCGUGGGCAUUGAGCAGCCCGAGAAGUCCAUCAUAAUCGGCAACCACCGUGACGCUUGGUCCUACGGCGCCACGGACCCUGGCUCCGGCACAGCAGUCAUGAUGGAGUUAGCUCGCAUUUUUGGCGACCUCCUUGAUCGCGGCUGGCGACCACUGCGUACAAUCGAGUUCAUGUCAUGGGACGCCGAGGAAUACAACUUGAUUGGCUCCACCGAAUUCGUUGAGAAAAGUCUCGACGGUUUGCGCAAAGACGGAUACGUUUACAUCAACGUCGAUACACCCAUUGGGGGCGACGAAUUCCAUGCCUCCGGCAGCCCUGUCUUCCAAAAGAUCAUAUACCGCGUCAUCGACCGCAUAUACGACCCGAAUUACAACACCACGCUCCGGGAGCUGUGGGACCGCCGCAGUGGCGAGCUGGAAGGUCUUGGAGCGGGGAGUGAUUAUGUCGCAUUCCAAGAUAUUGCCGGGACCUCGUCUCUGGACCUGUACUUCCAGGAGUCCGAUGGCCUGCCGAGCCACCCCUACCACUCUAGCUACGACAACUUCGACUGGAUGGACCGUGUCGGUGACCCAGACUUUGUGUACCACGGCAUGCUGGCUGAGCUCAUGGGGCUUGUCAUCCUGGAACUGUGUGAUAGGCCAGUCCUUCCGUUCGACAUGGCGGCGUACGCCAACGCGCUGUACAAGUGGACUAACGAACUGUCUGACUGGGCGGAGAAGAAGGCUGCCAACCAAGACGCAAAGGGACUACUCGACAUGAACGUCCUCAAGAAGGCAGUACUAGACACUAUCGACGCUGUUGGAAGUUUCCAGAACUGGGAGCAGGUCUGGCAGAACAGUGUCCUGGCGGCGAACGGAUGGGAGCCGAUCGGUCUGGGCCAGAAGAGGACGGAAUAUAAUGACCACAUGGCCAAUUUUGAAACCGACCUUCUGGAUCUGGCCAUCGACGGUGGUAUUCCCAACCGGACACAAUUCCGACACGUUGUCUUCGGCCCGCAACUCUGGUCCGGCUACGACGAGGCCUUCUUCCCCGCCAUCCGCGACGUCGUCGAGAGCGGCAACUGGACGCUGGCCAACCUGACCGUUGAGAAGACAGCCCGCAUCAUCACGGAUGCUGCCGCCUCGCUGAAGGACUGGUCUUAG